Dovyalis caffra is the source of this 387-nucleotide messenger RNA. Lineage: Eukaryota; Viridiplantae; Streptophyta; Magnoliopsida; Malpighiales; Salicaceae. The record is from the annotation of a GenBank genome assembly.
AUGCCAGAUUCAAAGAAACCAAAGAGGUCAAACGCAGCCACACGAUGGGAACCCAAUAUGGAGAAAAAUCUAGUUACUCAAAAUUCCUUUCGAAGCCAGAAACAUGAUCUAGCGAGCAGCAGUGGUCUGGAGGGGAAGAGAAGGCCAACAGAGACUGUAAUCCAAUUGAGCAAGGAAGCCCUUGAGGAUUGGGGCAGUGCUCAAGAAAGGAAGGUGCUACAGAGGAGAAAGUUGGCAGAGCAGACCAUGCACAGCUCCAAAUGGCAAAAACCAGGGGCUGGUUGGGUCAAGGCAAAUACCAACGGUGCUCUGUUUGAAGAAGGAAAUACGUUCAGUGUUAGCUAUGUGGUCAGGGAUGCAGAGGGACGAAUAGUGGCAGCUAGCUAG